Sordaria macrospora k-hell is the source of this 1533-nucleotide messenger RNA. RefSeq lists its product as uncharacterized. Gene Ontology annotation, biological process: siderophore biosynthetic process. Lineage: Eukaryota; Fungi; Ascomycota; Sordariomycetes; Sordariales; Sordariaceae. The record is from RefSeq and is a predicted model, not a curated record.
AUGUCCCCUCCCCAAGUCAUCCGAUUGCCCGACGGGCAGCUCAUCAGCGUCACUCCCGUAUUCGCCGGACUCUUCUUCAAAUCCCACGAACUCAGCACUCCUCAGCACGCUAUUCCCGCGGGCUGGAGUAUCGUCAUACAGACCGAGGACGAUCGCAAGCCCGCCGAUUCUUCUAGCCCUGGCCCCAAGAAGGGCGACGACCACGGCGCCGAGUCGAAACCAGCCAUACACUCGUAUACCAAGCCCACCCUCCAGAAUGACGCCCUGUUCAUCUCCUCGGUUUCGACCCCUGCGAGCAGCGACUUUAAGCCGGCCGCCAGCCCCACGCGACAGAUCGCCAUGAUGCUGUGGGUUACCCUGUACUGGUACUUCCACCAGCCUGCCCCUUCGCCCAUCCUACAAACCGAGACUUCCAAGGCCACGCCCACUGCCGGCCGGCCGCGUGGUGACUGGAAGAUUCGCAUCAGGAGGGACGGCGUCUUGCGCGGGAGGAACCUCAUACCAAAACUCGAACGCAUGGGUCUCAUAGCCAGCGCCGACUCCUCGGUUGGCACUGCCCUCGAUGACUCGGACGACCCAUGGGCCAACAUGUUUGUCUCGCGCAAGAUGUUCUGGCAGAUACCGGGACGCCUCUUCCUCUUCUCCCUCCAGCCGAACCUGAAGAACCUCAAGUCCUACCCCUGCUCUCCGGUUGUCAGUCGCCCUGGGUCCCCAGCCCAGGCUCAGCAAUCCCAGAUCACGGAUGUAUCCGAAUCCCACACUCCGUUGCCUCCUUGUUCCAUGCCGUCCUACCCCAUCGGCCCCUUCUUCAGCGCCUCCUAUCUUCCAACCUACUAUCCUCCUGCGCCCCUGCAGUACACAAUUACCAACCAUGUCCGUCACCCCAUACGGCCAAAGCCUCCUCGUAUGGGUGAGGUCUUCUACACCCGCUUUGUGCCUUCCGUUGGCCAGUAUCUCGCCUUCCGUGUAGCUUCCAUUUCUCCGAAACCAGUGCCUUAUUUCGGUCCUGUUAGUCCGAACUCGCCCCAGGGACAGAGCCAUCUUACCCAGAUGACAGAUCUGGCUUUGAUACAAGCCUGGCACCAAAGUCCACGCGUUUCUGCUUUUUGGGGUGAGUGUUCGGUCAACUUCUUGACCAAUGCCCUCAAGAGUCGUCACAGCUUCCCCGUCAUAGGCAUGUGGGAUGGUGUACCCUUCGGCUAUUUCGAACUUUACUGGGUCAAGGAGGAUUUGUUGGGCCGCCACAUUGGAGGAGAGUCAGCGAAUGACUGGGACCGUGGCGUCCAUGUGCUGAUAGGAGAGGAGUGGGCGCGUGGGAGAGUACAAGCUUGGCUUAGCAGUUUGGUGCACUACGCCUUCACGUCAGAAUACAGGACCAUGAGCAUGUGUGUCGAACCCAGGGUGGACAACGUCAGGUUCAUCCAACAUCUCGAGUAUGCUGGGUUCGCCAAAGAAAAGGAAGUGACGUUUCCGCACAAACAGGCAUGGUUUGGUCGGUUGAGGAGAGAAUCUUGGGAAGGCCCUGCUCUAUGA